GAGAGCAGAAGGCAGGAGGAGGGAGGGGAGGAGGGAGGAGGGAGGGAGAGAGGGAAUCCAGCUACCACCACCCAAAGCCAGCGUCUGCUUUCUGUCCUCAUUUCCUUUUCCCACCCAGCUCGGAGAGCAGAGAAAGGCAGAGAGAGCGAGAAAGAGAGACAGGCAGGCAGGCAGACAGACAGACAGGCAGAGUGAGCGGGAGGGAGGAGGGCGGAGGAGGAGGAGCAGGAGGACUACGCGGGGCGCCUUCCCUCUCAGCAGCUGGGCGUCCGCGUCCCUGCCGCCGCCGGAAGACGGACGCCCCCCCAAAGCCCCUCGCCUGGCUCGGACCCACAGAGCCGGCAGCCCAGCACUCCGGAGAGACACUGUUCAACCCCACCAUUCCAUACGAAGAUCAGAAGAACCUUAUGUCUAGCUGUCUUCACUUUCCAACAUCUGUACCAGAACCACUGACUUUUGGGAAGAAGAGAUGUUGGGGAGCUAAAAGAGCUUUUGCAAGCCAAGGGAGGCAAUUCUGGGCUUCGUGAAGUCUUAUGGGAGCUUGCCUGAUUGUCUACCCAUCGGCCUGGACCCCAGAGCCAACCCAGCAGAGUGUGUACAGAGGGCCUCAGGUGAGGGGCACGGCUCAGGCCUCUGUGGAGACCACCCUGGAGACUCUGGCACUGGUGGAGACAGGCCUUUCCUGCUGAGCCAGGCCUCUACCGAGCCUGCUCAGGAUUGGUAAGAAGAAUUAAAUGAAGCAAUGCCUGGACAGCUUCCAGCCCAGUGCCUGGCGUGCAGUAGGUGCUCACUAAACCUGAGCUGCGGUGGUCCUUUCCAGGCGCUGUCCACACCCCGAGGCCUGGGCUCAGGCCGAAGUUGCUCUGCAACACCUCCAUCUGACAGCCAGCGACUGGCAGAGUCCCCGAGCACGGGGACCCUCUCUAUCCCAGAGAUCUCCAGUGUGACAGCCCAGGCGGCAGAGCCGAGGGUCCUAGUCCCGGCUUCUCGCACCCUCAUGUCAGCCCCGGCCCCGCCCGGCGGCCCUCGGAGGACAAGGUCAGGAUGCGUGUGAAGCCCCAGGGCCUGGUGGUGACUUCCAGUGCCGUGUGCAGCUCUCCUGACUACCUCCGGGAGCCCAAGUACUACCCCGGCGGCCCUCCUACCCCUCGGCCCUUGCUUCCUACCCGGCCACCUGCCAGCCCACCUGACAAGGCCUUCUCCACCCACACCUUCUCUGAGAACCCACGCCCACCCCCACGCCGGGACCCCAACACCCGGCGUCCAGCAGUACUUGCCAAGGGGGACGACCUGCUGCCCCCGAGGGCCACCAGGCCUGUCUCCCAGGCCCACUGUCCCAUACCUGCCGGAGAGAGCAACUCCCUCCACCACUGGGACAACGGCCGUGUGAACCUGCAUCCAGUGGUGCAGCUGAUUGACAUCAUGAAGGACCUAACACGGCUCUCCCAGGACCUGCAACACAGUGGUGUGCAUCUGGACUGUGGUGGGCUGCGGCUGAGCCGCCCACCUGCUCCACCACCCGGCGACCUGCAGUACAGCUUCUUCUCCUCACCCAGCCUGGCCAACAGCAUCCGCAGCCCUGAGGAGCGUGCCACCCCUCAUGCCAAGUCAGAGCGGCCCAACCACCCGCUCUAUGAGCCUGAGCCUGAGCCCAGGGACAGUCCCCAGCCUGGCCAAGGCCAUGGUCCUGGAGCCACAGCCACGGCCACUGGUCUGCCUCCAGAGUCUGAGCCAGAUGGGCCUGAUUACUCUGAACUUGCAGAUGCUGAUAUCCUCAGUGAAUUAGCUUCCCUUACCUGCCCUGAGGCCCAGCUGCUAGAGGCCCAGGCUCUUGAGCCACCAUCGCCUGAGCCUGAGCCUCAGCUCCUGGACCCCCAGCCUCGCUUCCUAGAUCCACAGUCGCUAGAGCCACUAGGGGAAGGUUUGGAGCUGCCACCUCUGCAACCUCUUGCUGAUCCUCUGGGGCUGCCAAGCCUGGCUUUACAGGCCCUCGAUACCCUACCUGACUCCUUAGAGUCCCAGCUACUUGACCCCCAGGCACUUGACCCCCUGCCCAAGUUGCUGGAUGUCCCUAGCCGCCAUCUAGAGCCCCAGCAGUCCCUGGGGCACUGCCAACUGGCUGAGCCCUUACGCCUGGACUUGUGCUCACCUCACGGCCCCCCAGGGCCCGAGGGUCACCCCAAGUACGCCUUGCGGCGCACUGAUAGGCCAAAGAUCCUGUGUCGCCGGCGGAAAGCCGGAAGAGGGCGGAAGGCAGACUCAGGACCUGAGGGUCGCUUGCUACCCCUGCCUAUGCCUACUGGGCUGGCCGCUGCCCUGGCUGAACCCCCACCACCACCACCUCCACCACCUCCUGCUCUGUCUGGUCCAGGCCCAGUGCCAGAGCUGGAAUCAGAAUCUUCUCAGACCCCUCUGGUCCCCACCCGCAAAGGCAAGUGUCGGGGUGUGCGGCGCAUGGUGGUGAAGAUGGCUAAGAUCCCCGUAUCACUGGGGCGGCGGAACAAGACCACGUACAAGGUGUCAUCCUUGAGCAGCAGCCUGAGUGUGGAGGGCAAGGAGCUGGGCCUGCGUGUGUCAGCAGAGCCCACCCCUCUGCUAAAGAUGAAGAACAAUGGGAGGAAUGUGGUGGUGGUCUUCCCACCGGGUGAGAUGCCUAUUAUUCUCAAGCGUAAGCGUGGCCGCCCUCCGAAGAACCUGUUGCUGGGUCCUGGCAAGCCCAAGGAGCCAGCAGUGGUAGCUGCUGAGGCAGCCACUGUGGCGGCAGCUACCAUGGCCAUGCCAGAGGUGAAGAAACGGCGGAGACGGAAGCAAAAGCUGGCAUCUCCCCAGCCAUCCUAUGCAGCGGAUGCCAAUGAUAGUAAGGCUGAGUACUCUGACGUCCUCGCCAAGCUGGCGUUCUUGAACCGUCAGAGCCAGUGUGCUGGGCGGUGUUCACCACCCCGCUGCUGGACACCCAGUGAGCCUGAGUCUGUGCACCAGGCCCCAGAUACCCAGAGCAUCUCCCACUUCCUGCAUCGCGUGCAGGGCUUCCGGCGGCGUGGGGGCAAAACAGGAGGCUUUGGAGGCCGGGGUGGAGGUCAUGCAGCCAAGGCAGCCCGAUGUUCCUUCAGUGACUUCUUUGAGGGCAUUGGCAAGAAAAAGAAGGUGGUAGCAGUGGCAGCUACUGGGGUUGGGGGACCUGGUCUCACCGAGUUGGGGCACCCACGCAAAAGGGGCAGGGGGGAGGUGGAUGCCGUGACUGGGAAACCCAAGCGUAAGAGGCGGUCCCGGAAGAAUGGGACUCUGUUCCCAGAGCAGGUGCCAAGUGGCCCAGGCUUUGGGGAGGCAGGUGCUGAGUGGCCUGGGGACAAAGGUGGUGGCUGGGCCCCUCAUCAUGGGCACCCAGGUGGGCAAGCUGGCCGAAACUGUGGGUACCAGGGGACCGAGGCCCGGGCUUUUGCCUCUGCUGGGCUAGAGAGUGGGGCUUCAGGCCGUGGCAGCUACUACACGGGUGCACCAUCGGGUCAGACAGAGCUUAGCCAGGAGCGCCAAAACCUCUUCACUGGUUAUUUUCGCUCCUUGCUCGACUCAGAUGACUCCUCUGACCUCUUGGACUUUGCCCUCUCAGCCUCUCGCCCAGAGUCCCGGAAGGCAUCAGGCACCUAUGCAGGGCCUCCCUCCAGUGCCCUGCCUGCUCAGCGGGGUCUGGCCACCUUCCCGAGUCGGGGAGCUAAGGCCAGCCCAGUGGCGGUGGGCAGCAGUGCAGCUGGGGCAGACCCCUCCUUCCAGCCUGUCCUGCCCACUCGCCAGACUUUCCCACCAGGACGGGCAACAAGCUAUGGGAUAACCCCAGCCACUUCAGACUGCCGGGCAGCUGAGACCUUCCCAAAGCUGGCUCCCCCUCCUUCAGCUGUGGCUCGCUCUCCUACAACCCACCCACCUGCCAACACCUACCCCCCACAGUAUGGUGGCUAUGGGGCUGGACAAAGCGUGUUUGCCCCAGCUAAAGCCUUUUCGGGCCAGGACUGUGCUAACAGCAAGGAUUGCAGCUUCGCCUAUGGCAGUGGCAACAGCCUUCCUGCCUCACCCAGCAGCGCCCACAGCGCUGGCUAUGCCCCACCACCUACUGGGGGUCCCUGCCUGCCACCCAGCAAGGCCUCCUUCUUCAACAGCUCUGAAGGAGGCCCCUUCUCUGGGUCAGCCCCUACACCCUUGCGCUGUGAUAGUCGGGCCAGCACUGUCUCGCCUGGUGGCUACAUGGUGCCCAAGGGCACCACAGCUUCUGCCACCUCCGCAGCCUCUGCCGCCUCCUCCUCCUCUUCUUCCUUUCAGCCCUCACCUGAGAACUGUCGGCAGUUUGUGGGGGCUUCUCAGUGGCCUUUCCGGCAGGGCUAUGGAGGCCUGGACUGGGCCUCAGAGGCCUUUAGUCAGCUCUACAAUCCCAGUUUCGACUGCCAUGUCAGCGAGCCCAAUGUGAUCCUGGACAUCUCCAACUAUACACCACAGAAGGUAAAGCAGCAGACGGCCGUGUCCGAGACGUUCUCCGAGUCGUCCUCCGACAGCACCCAAUUCAAUCAGCCAGUCGGUGGUAGUGGUUUUCGGCGUGCCAACAGCGAGGCAUCGAGCAGUGAGGGCCAGUCAAGCCUGUCCAGCCUGGAGAAACUGAUGAUGGACUGGAAUGAGGCAUCAUCUGCCCCUGGUUACAACUGGAACCAGAGUGUCCUCUUUCAGAGCAGCUCCAAGCCUGGCCGUGGACGGCGGAAGAAGGUGGACCUGUUUGAGGCCUCACAUCUAGGCUUCUCGACAUCUGCCUCAGCCACUGCCUCUGGCUACCCAUCUAAACGGAGCACAGGGCCCCGGCAGCCUCGGGGUGGUCGAGGUGGUGGAGCCUGCUCAGCCAAGAAAGAGAGAGGUGGUGCAGCAGCCAAAGCCAAGUUCAUCCCCAAGCCACAGCCAGUCAAUCCACUGUUCCAGGACAGCCCAGACCUUGGCCUUGACUACUACAGUGGGGACAGUAGCAUGUCACCACUGCCCUCCCAGUCUAGAGCCUUUGGUGUGGGAGAACGAGACCCCUGUGACUUCAUGGGACCCUACUCCAUGAACCCAUCCACGCCUUCUGAUGGCACUUUUGGCCAAGGUUUCCAUUGUGAUUCACCCAGCCUGGGUGCUCCCGAGCUCGAUGGCAAGCAUUUCCCACCGCUGGCCCACCCACCCACAGUGUUUGAUACUGGCCUGCAGAAAGCAUACUCGCCCACCUGUUCACCCACGCUCGGCUUCAAGGAAGAGCUGCGGCCACCGCCCACAAAACUGACUGCCUGUGAGCCCCUCAAGCAUGGGCUCCAGGGGGCCAGCCUGGGCCACACAGCUGCAGCCCAGGCCCACCUGAGCUGCCGGGACCUCCCGCUGAGCCAGCCUCACUAUGAUUCCCCCAGUUGCAAGGGCACAGCCUAUUGGUACCCACCUGGUUCAGCUGCCCGUAGCCCACCCUAUGAAGGCAAGGUGGGCUCAGGGCUGCUGGCUGACUUUCUGGGCAGGACGGAGGCUGUGUGUCUCAGUGCCCCCCACCUGGCUAGCCCACCAGCCACGCCCAAGGCCGACAAGGAGCCACUGGAGAUGGCCCGGCCACCUGGUCCACCCCGUGGCCCUGCUGCAGCAGCUGCUGGCUAUGGCUGCCCGCUCCUUAGUGACUUAACCCUGUCCCCUGUGCCAAGGGACUCGCUGCUGCCCCUGCAGGACACUGCCUACAGGUAUCCAGGCUUUAUGCCACAGGCGCAUCCUGGCCUGGGUGGGGGCCCUAAGAGCGGCUUCCUGGGGCCCAUGGCGGAACCUCACCCUGAGGACACAUUCACCGUCACCUCCCUGUAGUGCCAACUGAAGUGCCGACUGGACCACGAGGUUUUGUUUCUGGCUUUCAGAAAACCAAUGCCAAGACCCCUCCCAGCGUCCACAUCGUCCUCUGGCAGGAGCGCCUGCCCCUCUGCCUCCCACCUGCCCCUUGCACUCCCUGCAGCCCACCCCCCCCACCCCCACACAGAAGCCGAAGGUGAGCCCUUUCUGCACAAAACCAGCAAUUGUAAAUACUUUUUAAAAAUGUACAAAACUUAAAAACAAAACAGUUUUAGAAAAAGACAAAAAAAAAAAAGAGCGAGCGAGAGAGAGAGCGCGUGUGCAAGAGUUUGCAAGCAGGGCCUCAAGGUGUCCAGAGCCCCUGCAAGUAUGCACUGAGAAAUUUAUCUACAGGUCGUUUGACAAAAAUGAACAAUAUCCUAUUUAUUGUAUAUACUGUUUUAUUAUAAAUCGUGGAUUGUAUAUUGCA
Molecule: messenger RNA, 6295 nt
Organism: Nannospalax galili (Upper Galilee mountains blind mole rat)
Lineage: Eukaryota; Metazoa; Chordata; Mammalia; Rodentia; Spalacidae
Gene: Ahdc1
Product: AT-hook DNA binding motif containing 1
Exons: 8
Coding region: 1045-5844 (1599 amino acids)
Source: RefSeq, a predicted model, not a curated record